AUGGACACCACACACAACUUUUGCUUCCCAGUACGAGUGCUCGCCAACUCGCGGGCCGACCGCCAUGCGGCGAAGUACAUUGAGUCUACAUCCGGACACCCUGAGAUCUACGCUCACACCAUAGCGGGCCCGUACAAGAGCGUGGACGACUUUGUGUCCAGCUUCGUGGAAGGCGAAUCUCGUAUCGACCCGGGCAUGAUGACAUACGCCAUCAUCGACAAGACGCGGCCGCCCUCGGACGAGGACGAGGAGGGGGAGAUGGCUGGCCGGAUCUCCUUCGCCAACACGUCGACGGCUCAUUUGUGCACAGAAAUUGGCUACAUUGUCAUAUUUCCAGCGUACCAACGGACGCAUGUGACGACCAACGCCGUCGGGCUGAUGCUCCACGAGGCCUUCAAGAGCCCCGAGGACGGGGGUUUCGGCAUCCGGAAGGUCAUCUGGCAGGCCCACGCCCACCCCGGGAACAGCGGCUCGGUGCGCCUGGCGCAGCGGAUGGGCUUCCGGGAAGAAGGGGUCAGGCGGUGGCAUAGACUCAUCCCGAGGGGCCGUCUCCAGGGCAAGAUUGGCAACGGCGAACCGCUGCCGCCAGGGAGCGAUCCGGAUGACAUCUGGCGGCACAGCGUGCUCCUUGCGCUCUGCUGGGACAGCUGGCUGGAGGGAGCUGCGGGCCAGGUGCAACAGGCGAUGGACCGAACCCGCUGA
Colletotrichum siamense is the source of this 702-nucleotide messenger RNA. RefSeq lists its product as uncharacterized. Gene Ontology annotation, molecular function: protein N-terminal-serine acetyltransferase activity; protein-N-terminal-alanine acetyltransferase activity. The transcript is spliced from 2 exons. Bases 1 to 702 code for a protein of 233 amino acids. Lineage: Eukaryota; Fungi; Ascomycota; Sordariomycetes; Glomerellales; Glomerellaceae. The record is from RefSeq and is a predicted model, not a curated record.